This is a messenger RNA of Aspergillus lentulus, 450 nucleotides long. RefSeq lists its product as uncharacterized. The record is from RefSeq and is a predicted model, not a curated record. NCBI's taxonomy places the organism in Eukaryota, Fungi, Ascomycota, Eurotiomycetes, Eurotiales, Aspergillaceae.
AUGCCAAACUCAGGCCCCGAUGACUCCAUUAUGGCUGUCAAUUGUGAUCGUCUCAGUUGUCUACCUCGAGCUCUCGAAGAGAUCCCAAAAUAUCAUAAAGCACUUCCUAUUCAUACAUUGCGCGGCCACUACAAAGCAAUCCUCCACCUGAGCACUACCAAGCGAAACAGAACCAAUAUACAAAACACCGAGUCCUCCAAAGAACAUAACCGCGUCAACAUGUCGCCCAAGUCCUUCAAGUCCACCACCACCAUGGACAGCGCCUCAACACACACAACAUCCUCCACAACCUCGACGCUCAAGGGCAUGUUCACAAGGUCACUGAAGCUGAAGGCCGCCGAGAAGGCGCCUUCAGAUCCUAAGCUUCCAAGCAAGAAGUCACCAGUGAAGGACUACACCGCUGCAGCCGUUCACCACGAGGCUGUUGCUCAGUACCUGGCCCUUCGGUGA